AUGCCAGAAAGUGGUUUACUAGCUUCGCUGGCUGAUAAUCCGUAUUUUUCUGCUGGUUUUGGUCUGGUUGGUGUUGGAACGGCUUUGGCAGUACUUCGUAAAGGAGGUCAAUUUGCUUUCAUAGCGUUCAGACGACAUGCGAUGAUAACGUUAGAGGUGCCCAGUAAAGACAGAAGUUUUCAAUGGUUGUUGCAAUGGAUAACAUUGAACGCUAGGAAAGCGCAACACUUGAGUGUGGAAACGACUUUUCAUCAAAACGAUACGGGAAAAAUUAACACUAAAUUUGAUUUUAUUCCUAGCCCUGGAACACAUUUUUUCAGGUAAGUCAUGCAGGGGGGGAUCUGACAAAUUUAGCAUCGGCUGAUUUCCCGGGGGGUGUAUAAUGUUUGUAGUCUCCACUCCACCCCCCUGAAAAGUCAAUGUCAACCAUGGUGUGUACUAAAUUUCCCAGAUUUAUGCAACUUUUGAGAGCCAUGGUACAUGGGUGUGCCCCUCCCACUAGGAGGAUAUGCCCCCCCUGUCCAAGACAGUUCCUCUGAGAUUUUGCAACCCAAAAAUGACAGACAGUGCUUGGUCACAUCACAUGCAAAAGGCUAAUUUAAUACAGUUGAAAGAUCCUAUAAAAUGCAUUCAUUUGAACACUUUUGAAACUGACCGACAUCCAAUUACUCAAUGUUGUAGUUAUAAAAAUCACUGGAUAAGAGUGGAACGAUCAAGAGAGAAAGGCAUGCUGGACUUGCAUACAGGAACUCCCUGGGAGACUGUCACUUUAACAUCACUAGGAUGGCGACGAGAACUUUUCUUCGAGAUCUUAGCAGAGGCACAAAAGAUGGCUUUGUCCCGAGAAGAAGGCAAGACGGUGAUGUAUAUUCCCAUGGGAGCCGAAUGGAGACAGUUUGGUUUCCCAAGGCGGCGGAGACCAUUAGAUUCAGUUAUUCUGGCCAAUGGUGUCACUGAAAAGAUCCUGGCUGAUAUUAAAGAUUUUAUACACUCUCCUAAGUGGUAUAUGGAUAGAGGUAUAGAAUAUGACUCAUUAAACCAGUGUGUAUAGGCUGGCCUGACUUAUACACAGUAAAAAUGCAAUGCUGUUCCAAAAACUUGUCAACAUGAUGUGUUCGCACUGCUUGUUCCCAGCUUGCUGACAAGAUCUGGCUGGUUGCAUUUGUCCGAACAGAAAUUCAUAUGGUUAGCUGCUAACUUCUGCAUCAGCAACUGUAAGACAACAUGCUCUUACUAAAGACAUAAUUAUGAUAAGUGAUAUUUAAUUCCAGGUAUUCCGUACAGAAGAGGAUAUUUAUUAUAUGGACCUCCAGGCUGUGGCAAGACAAGCUUUAUGUAUGUAGUGAUUUAGCUAACAAAUGGUAUAUUUAUAUUCAGACCUUGUGCUUCCAAAUAUUGAUUGAUUCCCAUUUCUCUUUAGCCAAGCACUUGCAGGAGAAUUAGAAUACAGUAUAUGUGUUAUGAACUUGAGCGAUCGAAGUCUUUCUGAUGAUCGCUUGAAUCAUUUAAUGAGCAUAGCUCCACAGCAAAGUAUUAUCUUACUGGAAGAUAUUGACGCCGCAUUUGUGAAACGAGAAGAAGAUGAACAAGGCGGACAGAAUAUGUACUUGAAUAGGGUAAGUUGUUUAUAUCUCAUCACAGAGCUAUCCUUGGAUGUAUGAGAGAUCUUUGCUGGCUAUGUCAACAAGAAUGCUUGAAAGAAUGAAGUUUUUUCACUUGAGUGAGGUUCGAAGACAGAUCUUUGUUCUAGUGGCUAUCAGGCAGUCAAGGUCUGAAGUAAAAAAUCUUCCCUUUGAAAUUUGUUUGAGAGCUAAAUUUUCUUUUUAAUUGAAUUAAUAACUUGAGCUAAUCUCCUAAAACAAACGUUUCUUUCUUUAAUUUGUUUUUCAAGUAAUUCCAAGAAAAACUGUUUCCUUGAAACUUGAACUCGCUGGAAAGUUUCACACCAUAACCUGCCACCCCCCUCCCCUUCCCUUGACACGUUUAUCUUUGGUCACUGCUGUUGCUAAAUUAGUUGGGUGUUACCCCCUGUCGUGUUCACUGUUGCAAACCCCUAUUAAAGGGGCACCCCUUUUUGUGGACACAUUGCAUGGUGACGUCCCGAAGGGGUGCGCUUAAUAGGAGCUCGACUGUAUUUAUUGUUUGAAACGAAACAUGUAAACAAAACGUUUUUAUUUGCAGGUAACAUUCAGUGGACUGCUGAACACUUUGGACGGAGUUGCUUCUACGGAAGAAAGGAUUGUAUUUAUGACGACAAACUAUCUUAACAGACUAGAUCCAGCUCUCAUACGACCUGGCCGUGUGGACAUUAAACAAGAGAUAGGUUAUGCAGAGGCUGACCAGAUAGAACGCAUGUUCAGACGAUUUUACCCGCAAGAAUCUGACAGAAACGCAAGGCAGUUUGCCCGCAAUGUCAGUAACCUUGGCGAGCUAAAAAGUAUUGCGCAAAUCCAAGGGUACUUUAUGUUACAUAAAAAUAGUCCCCAAGCGGCGCUUGAAAAUGUUAAUUUUUUGAAGGAGUAA
Molecule: messenger RNA, 2523 nt
Organism: Paramuricea clavata
Lineage: Eukaryota; Metazoa; Cnidaria; Anthozoa; Malacalcyonacea; Plexauridae
Source: the annotation of a GenBank genome assembly